CUGUCCGAUGCGCUGGCAACAGGUUGCGCUGGUGGCGCGGUGGAUUUUCCCCUCACGUCUUCGGUUCCUUGAGUAACAUCCUCUCAUCCCACCAGCACUGUUACAGGGCUGCUGCUGCUGCUGCUGCUGCUGCUGCUGCUGCUGUGGUAAGGUCUGACAGAGGAGCCCCUGACUGGAAAGGGAUUUGGAUUAUCUUUGCAGGCUGCUUGCACAGAAACCAGGAAGUGAACAUGAGCACUCUCUCCAACGACAGGAAGCCGCUCGUGGAUUACGGCGUUCAGAUCCGCUUCAUCAAGGACCUCCAUGACACAGGCGGGGGUUAUCCCGAUAAAUCCAAAGGAAACAACAGUGCAACUCCUACUUCCAGUAAAUAUGGGGUGGCAGUGCGGGUCCAGGGAAUCUCUGGACAGCCUUAUGUGGUCCUGAAAGAUGGCGAGAAAGGUGACUCAUAUGGAGUUCAACUAAACACUCCCACCACCAGCUCAGGUCCACCAUCACCUUACAGCAGCCUCCCAAAAACUAAUAAAGAACCAGAAGAAUUCACAAACCCCUACAUCCCUGUUGUAAACACAGCAUGCUCCCCUGUUUCUCCAGCAGAGGAUGAGGAUGGGGAGGUUUUCAGGAGCCCUCUUAGACGACCUCCAGGGGAUGGUCAAGCAGGAACACAAGUGGAGGAGGAAGGUGGACCUGGAAGAGAAGGACAGGUGGAAAGGGCAAAAACUGAACCCCAACUCAAAGCAACAGCUAGUGAAACAGAGAAAAACAGAGAUUGGACUAGUAUAGAUGGUUAUAACGAAGCAGGGCUGAAACCUGUCAAAUUAAACGGCAUGGGACCCAGAGGGGUCAAGCAAACCAGUUCUGGUUUCACUGGCUCUUUGGGGAGGUACUGCGGGAAAAAACAGAGUACAGAUUCCCCUUCAGAGUUGUUCCCAGCACCUCCAGCAUCAAACAAUGAGGAGCCUGCCCCAGCAAUCGACACCAACUCCCUGGCACCCAUCAACAAGCUCAUCAGUAAGUUUAACAGUGGGACACCAGGCAGCACCCCACAGACCAGAGGCCGCUCUGGAGCAAGGCAGCGGCUCAGGUUUGACGAACGCAGGCGGUCCAGAAGUCUUGAUGCCAGAAAAGAUGUUCAGCCAGAGGUUUCCCUUCCCUCUCCUACCUCUCCCACUCUGAAUCCCUAUGCUCCUCCUCUGUCUACCUCCUCCAAUUUGUUGACGUCAUCUGCCAUGGCAAGCGGUAGCCUGGGAAGGAGCCCUGCAUCUGUUGCCAAGGUGACGGCACUCAAGGCCCCCAAGCCGAGCUUUAAGUCACCAGGGAAGUUCGUUGCCAAGGACUUCUCUCCAGCUGUAGCUAAAAAGCCCGAGAUACCUCGGAGGAGCCUGAGUCAAAGCACAGAGUUCAUUAGUGAAGAAGAAGCUCAGGUCAAGCAGUCUAUUUUCAACAUCCAGAAAGACGGCAACAGUGAGAGUGAAGGAUCCCUCAAAAGAAAGGUCAACCUUGGUUAUGAGACAACCGGCAGUUUUAAGAAGGGAGGAUCUGAUGGAAGCCUCCAAAAGGGGAAUCUUGAGGAACUUCAGGAGCAACUCAAUCGCUGCAAGAAAGAACUGCAGCAGGCCCAUGAUGAACUGGCCGAGGAGCGAAUGGCCAGAGAGGCUGCAGAAUCUCGUCUGCGCCUACAGGAAGAUCAGCUGGCUCACCUUCAGGAGGAGCUGAGGAGGGUUUCAGAAAUCUCACCCCACUCAGAAUCACUGCAGACGGAUGUGAUGACUCUGCAGGCCGAGCUGGCUGAGGCUGCCAUGUUGCGUCAGCGCCAGGAGGAUAUGCUCCACCAGCGGGAGCGCGAGCUGACGGCCCUGAAGGGAGCGCUGAAGGAGGAGGUUGAGUGCCAUGACAGAGAGAUGGAGGCUCUCAGGGAGCAGUACAGCCAGGACAUGGAGAACCUGAGAAAAACCAUGGAACAGGUCACACAGUCCCAGGAGCAGAUAGAGGAGGAGAGGGAGAGGGUGAACACCUCCGUGUUGACCCUGGAGGAAGAGCUGGAGAGCUGCAAAGAUCAGGGAGAGCAGUGGAAGACACAGCUGGAGAUCACCACACAGAAGCUGCACAUCACCAGAGAAGAGCUGCUGAAAUCCCGUUUAGAGAAGGAAGAAUUUGAGGGUGAGCUGAAGGAUCUCCAGGUUUCACUUCUCGCCAUGAAGAAACAAAAGCCUGCAUCUGACGAUAACCGUUCUUUAACAGAGGAGCUUCAGCGUUGCCAUGACGACCUGAAGCGGGCUUGCGCCGAUCUGGACAAACAAAAGGGCGAGUUAGACGAGAAGAGCGAGGCCCUUCAAGCCGUGAAGAAAGCGAGUGGAGAGAAAGAGGCCGAGCUUCUGUCUGAAAUCACCAGGUUGAAGGAGCAGUCGCAAAAAGACAGGGCCGAGCUGGAAAAGGCUCUCGAGAAGUCAAAAGAGUCAUCAAUUGGAUCCACAGGAAGGAGCGUGGUGGACUACGGCACCAACCUGGAGCUCCAGGAAGCAAAUACUCGCCUCAGGGAGAGGCUGGCACGCAUGACGAGGCUUCAUUCCAGCAUGCCCCGGAGCUUGGAAGCCGAGGAGGCAGUGGAAGCUAUGGAGGAUGAGAACCGCUCCCUGAAGUCUCAGCUGGAGGAGGCCAAGAGAGGAGCCACCCGCCUAAGCAAGGAGAGGGAUGAGCUGACCCGGCGGCUGGAAGAGAGGGACCUCGAGAGGGAGGCACUGCGGAGGAGCAAGAGCGACCUGGAGGAGCAGAAGAGACUGCUGGACCGAGCCCUGGAGAAGAUUAACAAAGAGAUGGAGAUGAUGAUGGGAGAUUCCCGUCAGUCGGUGGCAGCCCUUCAAACACAACUUGAUGACUACAGGGAGCGUUCGAGGAAGGACCUGCUGGAGGCGCAGCGCAACUGCAAAGACAGGCUGACUGAGCUGCAGAGAGCCCAGAGCAACCUGAAGGCCCAGCAAGAAGAGGUUUCCCGUCUGAAGAAGGAGAUGCUGGUGUGCAGUGAGGACCGAGACAGCGCCCAGCUGGAGAGAGACCUCCUCAGCAACCGUCUCAAACACUUGGAGAGUGAACUAGAGUCAGAGAAGAGCACCCACACUGAUCGCACCAGGGAGAUCAGGGGCCUGGAGGAUAAAAUUAAGACACUGGAGAUUGAGCUGGAUGAGGAGAGGAGCAGUGUGGAGCUUCUAAAUGACCGUAUCACACGUAGCAGAGAUCAGGUGGAUCAGCUUCGUUCAGAGCUGAUGCAAGAGCGGUCGGCAAGACAUGACCUGGAGAUGGACAAGAGUGCAAUUGAGAGACAAGUGAAGGAGUUGAAGUCUCGUGUGGCAGACAUGGAGGGACAGACUCGGCCCUCAGCUGGAAUCGCUCUGCUGGAAAACAAAAUUCAGGAGUUAGAGGAGAGACUUCGCAGUGAAGAAAGGGAGAAGGCCAGUAUCCAGGCCUCUCAGAGACGAGUGGAGAGAAAACUAAAGGAGCUAAACGCCACGUUAGACCAGGAGAGAAGCCAGCAUGUUGAGCAGAGAGAUCAGCUGUCUCUGCGUGUGAAGGCCCUGAAACGGCAGGUAGACGAGAGCGAAGGAGAGGUGGAGCGCCUGGAGGGAGUCCGCCGUAAGGUUCUCAGGGACUUGGAGGAGCAGCAGGAGCUCCAGGAGGCACUGCAGGCAAAAGUCACAGCACUGGAGACUGAACUAAAGCGGAAGUCACAGCAGACACAUCGUGCAGCUCUGGGCUCCUCCACUUUAAGCUCUGAGGAUGAGGACGGUUUCUAUAACACCAACAUCACCUCCAUCCUGAAUGAAAGCCACCUACAGACCACCAACUGCUAGAAUAAGAUGACCGCAAGAGUAAAAAGAUUUUUUUUUUUUUUUUGCCUAGCAAAAACAUGUAAGAAUUUGUCAGAGAAAGGUACUCAGUGCAUCAGGGACUCGCUUGCUUGUGUGAAGAACUCUGUUGCCAUGCACUACAGACUUGCCUUGCAGUUGUUCUUGGACUUAUUUUUAGUGCAGCAGUCCAACAGAGACAGGUUGUCAGGACAAUUAGACUGCAGUUCUUUGAGCCUUCAGCUGUGAUUAGGAUUGCUUCUUUAUUGUCAUGUUGUAUCUGUCUCGAGAUCUGCUGUUUCUCUGUUUUGUUGAAGAGAAGAAUUACAAUUACAGUUAAAAAUAUAAGGUUUUACUUCAUGUACUUCAACUUGAAUUGUUUUCAAAAAGGCUCUAUGCUGUUGGUGUUUUUUAUUGACCAUAUUUACUGUAUACUACUGUGGUAGCACACUACUGUGACAUGGUUUAUGUUCAGAGGUCAAAUGGUAGCGAGAUAUUUUACCAGUUUAGUUCCACUGACGCCAGACUUGCAGAUUCAAAUCCAUUUUAAACCAAAAGAAUAUUUUUUUUUCUUACUGUUCUUACUUUGUUGGUUUUAUCUGUUUGCAUGAUAAGUUGCAUCUGUCAGUGUUGUUAGUGUUGCUCCAGGUGUUUCUUUGUGUAUUGAAAGUAAUGUAAUGUUUUGGUUGUUUUUGUUUUUUUUACCUUUGACUGUGACAGUAAUGGGCCGUUUAAACUGUAUAGUAUUUUUACACUGUAUUAGCUUUGCAUACCUGUUACUCAAGACAAUCAAAUAUACAUACAGUAACACUGUGUAUCCUCAGAGAUUAAUUUUCUCGCUUAAAAAUUUUUUUUUACUUUAAUGGCCAUAUUUCCGAAUGUGGUUCAAUAUAUCGCUGUGUAUUUGGCUUGAUCCAUUUGCAUGUUUUCCCUCAAAUGCCUUGAAAUUUACUUUUAUAUCUUUAUUUUAACUUGUCACCACUUGUGUUCUGUUAUGCUGCUGCUGUAAUGAUUUCAAUUGUAUUUCAUAGGCUUGCUUGUGUCUCCCGUGCAUUCCUAACGGACGUAUCAUCCUUGUUGCACCCGGCUGUUAUGAAUGUUGAUUAUAGUCUCCCAAUGACAUUUUGAUGGUAUUAUUAUAUUUCAAAUAUGUCACUUUUAACAUUUUUAUUCGGGCAAUUAGAAGCAAGUUAAAAAUUUAGAGUAUGUUCAUUAAGCUGCUGGUAACAUUUGAUAUGCGGCAAAGAGCUUUAUAACCUUCCCAACAUUUUUGACAGAUAUUUUAAUUAAAUUUUGGACCGUGUGCACAAUAA
Xiphias gladius (swordfish) is the source of this 5152-nucleotide messenger RNA. RefSeq names its product cingulin b (gene cgnb). NCBI's taxonomy places the organism in Eukaryota, Metazoa, Chordata, Actinopteri, Istiophoriformes, Xiphiidae. The record is from RefSeq and is a predicted model, not a curated record. Bases 231 to 3845 code for a protein of 1204 amino acids. Gene Ontology annotation, cellular component: myosin complex. The transcript has 20 exons.